Messenger RNA from Grosmannia clavigera kw1407, 9333 nucleotides. Its product is annotated as GPI inositol-deacylase. Gene Ontology annotation, molecular function: protein binding; hydrolase activity, acting on ester bonds. Bases 1 to 9333 code for a protein of 3110 amino acids. NCBI's taxonomy places the organism in Eukaryota, Fungi, Ascomycota, Sordariomycetes, Ophiostomatales, Ophiostomataceae. The record is from RefSeq and is a predicted model, not a curated record. The transcript has 12 exons.
AUGGGCGAAACCGCCGAGCCUAAGCAUUCUAGGCCAUCCUCAUCCAAGCGGUCUUAUUUGUCGCGCAAGUUCGCCCGACAAGUGCAGGAUGCUGCAGAUGGCAGCAAAGGACCUUUGGGCCUCCACUGUGUUUAUUCUCCUAAGGACGCUAUUGUCGACCUCAUUUUCGUCCAUGGUCUGAACGGUGGUUCUUACAGUACAUGGAGAAAUGGAAGCCAUCAAGAAAACUUUUGGCCACAGAAAUGGCUGCCGCAAGAUGAAGCGUUCAGCGAUGUCCGUAUUCAUACGUUUGGAUACGCAUCUUCCUGGGGCACUGAGUCAGUCCUCAACAUACACGACUUUGCUAUGUCGCUUCUUGCAGCAAUCGAGGACUCUCCUGAAAUGGGCUAUGAUUCACAGGCUCCAACGCGCUUUAUUUUUAUAGCCCACAGCAUGGGUGGACUCGUUGUGAAGGAAGCAUUUAUCAUAGGCCAUCGCGACCCUCAGUUCAAGCACAUCGUCGACCGGGUCAGCACGAUUCUCUUCCUUGCCACACCACACAGAGGCGCCUCCCUGGCACAGACGCUGGCCCGUUUGGGGACCAUCUUACCCGGGCAACGGCCGUUUGUUGGCAGUUUAGUGCCCCGGUCAGAGAGGCUUCAGUUCAUCAAUGAGGAGUUUCCAAGGCUCUGCGGCGAUUUAAAGCUAGUGUCAUUCUUCGAAACGAGACCUAUGAACUUUAUAACGAAUCUCAUCGUGGACAAAGAAAGCGCAGUGAUGAAUGUCCCGAACGAGCGCAGAACUCCUCUCAACGCAAACCAUCGCAACGUUGCCAAGUACACUUCUACCAAUGACCCAACUUACAUCACCGUGCGCAAUACAUUGGCGAAAUUAGUCUCCCCCCAUCGCAAUCCAACACGGGGAUGGAAGAAUGGCUUGAAUCAGGAAGACACACGUGUUUUGAGCACGCUCCUGAGCCUUACGGGAGAGCCUGACGAUAUCAUCAUGCAGGACCAGCAGAGGCUUCCUGUGUAUGCUAGCAUCAAGAAUGUGGCGGCAGGGUUGGAUGAUGACCGCAUAGACACGGUGAAUCCUAAUCCUGUUUGGAGAAGACUGUACCUCUCUGGUAUUCUACAGGCCAGGAUUAACAAGCCGCAAUUCUGGGUCAUAGAUGCUAUGGACGAGUGCAAAGAGAGUAUUGAUAUGAUGAGCUUCCUGUCUCGUAUCCAAGAGUACUGGCCGGUUUCAGUCCUCAUAACAUGCCGCGACCCAGUCGACAGGCACCGAGGAAAUAUGAUAACGUUGCCCGACAUCGAGUCUUACACCAUCGAGGACAAGGACAACGAGCAGGAUAUAGCUAUAUCCGGAGGCUGUUUUCUUUGGGCGUCCCUGAUAUGUUCGAGUUUGCAAAAGGUGGCUAGCGAAAAAGAGGCGAAAGCGGUUAUGGAGAGUGUACCAUCCGAUAUGGAUGCACUCUACAGCAGAAUCUUCAACGACAUGUCCGCCAGCUCGCUCGGAAAGGAUUGCGCAAGAGCCGUUAUUAUUUGGACUGCUUAUGCACUCCGACCAUUGACAACGACCGAAAUGAAGGAACCCAUCGAAAUAGAUCUUCAAGGUUCCAUUAUUCUUGUCGCCGAUACCAUAAAACGGAGUUGUGGACAGAUCGUAUAUGUGGAUUCGCAAGAAAAAGUGCGCUUCGUCCACUCCACAGUCAAGGAGUACAUCACUGCCGAAACGACCAGCCAUAGUGUCCUUCACUGGAUUGAGUUUUCUGCGGAACAUGGAAACCUGCGAACAGUCUAUCAAGCAGGGAAAACCAUCAUUUCAAUGAUGGCUCGGCGGGCACAGCAGCCGCCGCCAACAAGUUUGGCAAGCCGCCCAUUUUCCAUGCUGGAGAAAUGGGGGGACGAUCUGGUACAUCUAGCCACCAGAUUUGCGCGCCGACUAAAAGACAACCCCCAGGCCAUUCACCAUUUGAUACCUCCAUUUUGCCCCCCAAGCUCCGUCAUUCGACAGCAGUUCGCAAAAUUGAACCGCGUCAGUGUCCAUGGCAUUUCUGCUCGAGAAUGGGACGACUGCCUCACUACAAUUACGUACGAUCCGGGUGCGAAGCCGAAUGCUAUUGCGGCUGGGUCGGGGCUGUUUGCCGUUGGGAUGAUGACACCGGCCGGAAAGGUCAUAGUGUAUGAUGAAGUCAUAUUCCAAGAGGUCCACGUUUUGAUGCACGGCGAACCGGUGUUUCGUCUAGCACUUUCGAAGAACGGGGAUUUGCUUGUCUCAGCUGGAUCGAGAUCCGUUCGAAUCUGGGCUUUGAAGGACGGAAAACCACUGCAGCACAUCCACAUAUCGUCCCUCUGCCUUGCACUUGGGUUUGCCGAAGACGACAGUAUUUUGUGGGUGGCGACCAAACAAAAUCAAAUUUACGAAUGGGAUGUGACAAAAGGGUGUCUUAUCGAUGUGAGCACUUGGACCAAGGAUCUUAAGGAUUCGAUGCAGUCUCGGACACCGACCAUGACAUCCUUUCUGUUCCCCAAGAACGUCUUAUGCGUGAUCUACAGGGGAGAGAAGUUGCUUCUGUGGGACUUCAAACUCGGCGAAAUCUACGACAUAUAUGGGAAGGAAUCAGCAGUUUCUCUGAGCGAGGACAGAGCGAUAGAUGCUCGUGCAAUAUCAUUGAGCUAUACCGAUACCAAUGGCAGCCGAAUCGCCGUAACAUACACAGAUGGCGAUUUAGUGUUGCACGACAUGGAUGAGGGCAAGCCAACCCGUGUGGCCAGAAGAAUGAACGCCAUGGCACUAGCCUCGUCUCCUGAUGGCCGAACGCUGGCAGGGGUAGACUCCGAAGGAAACUUUACUCUGUUUGAACUGGAAACGCUGCAGGUCCUUUAUCGAGUGCGGUUCACCACCCAGAUGCUGCCAAAGUGCAUGACGUUUUCAGCCGACAGCGAGAGAUUCAUCGAGAUCAGUGGAAAUCAGUGCCGAGUGUGGGAGCCCAUCGUGCUGCUCCGGCCAGAUGCUUCUGAAAUUAACAGUGACACGCUCUCUGUUUCCAGUGGGCCUCAAGAAAUUGAGUUCCAGCCGAAUUUUGGAGUGAGUAUCACCGCCAUGGUCUGCUGUAGGAGUGCAAGUGUGGUAUUUUGCGCGAUGGAAGACGGAUCGGUACAUGUUUACGAUAUCAGCGUGGAGCCGAGGGGUGAGAAGUUGUUCACACAGACGACGGCGUGCACAAUCCAUCUUCUCUACCUGGACGAGAUGGACGAAGGGUCGCCCAUGAUUCUUGCUAGCGGCGACGAGUCUGGGCGUACCAUGGUGUGGCCAGUCAGUCGGCGAAGUCCACAUAGUCAGACCGGCUGGACUGUCUCGGCUGAGCCUCUGAUCGACGCCAAGGCCUCAGCUCUUGGGGUUCUGAGGCAAGUGUUGGUGUCUAGAAAUCACGACAUGCUCCUCACAUGUACGGACCAGUAUGAUACUCUGUGGCCGGUGCCGAAACAGGGCGAAGGCAUCUGGGUGGCCCAGGAGAUGGGUGUCAGCAGCCAUCCAAGCUGGCUGCAACACCCUUUGAAGCCAGAGCUUCUCAUCUGUGUUUCUGCAUCGCAAUUGAGAGUCUGCCGCUGGUCGGACCUUAGUGUCGUUCGUUCAAUCGACAUCACCCUCAAUGGAACGUUUCAUCAGCUGGCACCUCUUCAUCAUCAAAAGUAUUUUGCUACAGUCUCGGAAUGCAAAUCGCCUUCCUCUACAAGCCAGACCAAGCGGCCGUGUUUCAUACAAUUGUGGGAUUUCAACGGACUUGAGGGCUCUGUCAACCGGAUGGAGCCUGUCUGUGAAAUUGACGGCACUGGAACGAAUGCAGACUUUGUCAUCGGUGCUUUUGAAUCCCGAAUGGUCCUCAGUUCCGACGAUUACUGGAUCUCAUCGGUGAAGCUUGGGAUUUCGAUGGCUGAUUUGCCCUGUACAAGGCAUUUCUUCGUGCCAGAUGACUGGGCCAAUGCCUACUUCAAGCUCGUCAUGGGUAUUGGCUCAAACGGCGAGAUCCUUGUUGCAAAGCAGUCAGAGUUGAUCGUGAUCAAGGGCGGCUUGAAAACGACUGAGCAAGGAAAGGCCUUCUUCCCGCCCCGAGGCAACAACAUGGAAAAAUGGUGUCUCAUGUCUGAGGCUGGAGAGUGGCACAAGGCGUUUCUGCCGGACAUCGGCAUGUUUCGGACAAGCCUUGUAGAGAUUGACACGGGACACGAUCAUACGACGUAUCUCGCAUCUUUUGGCUUCUGCCUGCACUCUGCUCAGAGCAGCCUUUCAUCUCUUUGGGCCAAUUUCCGGAGCAGCCGCCGAUCGACUCAGGCCGAGACGUCUUGCCAGCACACCGUCGCCGACUGGCCGGCGAUGUGUCUGUGCGUGCCAGCGCAAAUGGCGCUGAGCGCCCAGCGUCACAUCCCAGGGCACGCUAGUCCAGUGAGCCGUGUCCGAUGGCCUUCUCUCUUCGGCCAAACUGCCGCCGUCGCCUGUCUCCUCUCCCCCUCAUCAUCACCAUCGCCGGCUUCUCUCGUUUUCUUCUCCUCUCGCACCACCGUCUCCGGCCUCUCCCGCGCUCGCUCGCUCGCUUCCGACCUGCCGCCUCUCUCGUUUUCUUGGUUCAUUGUGCCCUUUAAACAGACGCACAACGAAACGCUGCUUCGGCCUCCGCAACAGGAGCCUGAAUUGCAUUGCAGCAAGACGCCAGGGCCCUUGUCCACGACCCGUUAUUUCAUACCCGGCCAUGAGAUGAGCGGUUCCACGCGGUCGAUGGCUCCGGCCGUCGAAUCAUCACAUUCCACACACUUCCCCCGGUCUCACUCGACGCCCAACCUUCUACUUCUAGGCUCUCCGGCCAAACAACCACUCCCCCACCACACAUCAGGCUCUACAGCCACAACGUCAGCACCAGUACCUAGCUCACCACUCUCCUCUUCAACCUACGCCAACUUUCCCGACAAGGGCUUACCCAGCCUGCCCGCUUUUGACGUGCCCUCGUUUGACUUCGGUUUGGAUUUUAACACUGAACUUGGGGCUUCGCUGCGCGGAGACCAGAACAAGGCGAUACCGGACAAUCCGACCGCAGUCGAUGCUGCACGCAAAGUUUGGCAAGAUUUUCUCAUCAAGGAUGAUAUAGACGGUGCAACCGAGACAGACCGAGCUACAAUUGCUUGUGCAAGUGUUUUGAACAGCGACCGGUCAUCCGGCGACAUCUACGCAAGCACUGCCGGCGCUCGUGUCAGUGCUACCGCAACCAUUCCCAGUCGCACUAGAGAAGCCUUGCCCUCGAUCACCAAGACGGGCAAACCUACGCGGGCUGUCGAAGCAGAAGCUCGUCGGAAACGAAGCCUGAUUGACAGGCCAAGAUCUUGGAUUCACAGCUCGAGGUCUACGCCAAAUUUGCGGAACUCUCUGGAAAACGACCAAGGAUUCCGACAAGCCGCAGUGGCUGUGCCGGUGGCGGCGGCUAGAGGGACUGACAGAUAUGUUGGUGCUGUUGAUGCUGCUGCCUUGUCCACACUAGACAAAGCGGUCACGACAGGCGAACCGAUGGGCGAGCGGUCGCGAACUAUGUCCUCAUCGUUUGCCGACUUCGCAAGGCGCCCGUGGAUUUCGCGAUCGCCCUCGCCCUCGCCACCAACCAAAUCAACGCCCACGCAGAAAAAGACACCGGCAAAAAAGGCCGACGACGGCGACGAUUCCAACGGUUUCCGUGGAAAGCUGUCGCUCAAACGCCUGGUGCCGACAGUAGCUGUGGUGGAGAAUAUUAGCGAAAAAGGGAGCGCAAAGCCGGCAGGUUCGAGUGAGAGCCCCAAUAAAAGAAGGGGAAGUGGGAGCGGAGCUGGAAGCAGUAGUGGUAGCGACGCGUCCGAUGCCACAAUUGGCCCAGCCGAUGCGACGGCAGGCGCCAAUGGUGGUAUCGUGACCACCGCAUCUUCACACAGGCCCUUUAGUCGGGCUAGCGAGUACUUGACCCGCAUGAGACAGCGCCCGCAAAGCAUGUUUGUCAGAUCAGACGUCGGCAGCCCGGGAUUUACUGCCAGCAUCAACAACGACCGAGAUGAGGAGGACGGCGACGUCGGCACAGACAGAGGUCCGCCGCUGAUCAAUUUGCCGCUGGAUUUUCUUGCUGAUGGCAGCGCGACGGCUCCAGGCCGCAGCUCUAUGCAGACAGCAGAAUCGUCUGGCAGCAGCACCCACGGCAGCAGCGCAAACGACAGCGCCGUGCUUCCAGCCUCCGAGGCCGAGUCACUGACAACUGCCGAUACCAGCCGGCACACAAGUCCCAUGGCGCAGCAGCCAGCGUCGCGCGAUCCUCUUUGGAUGGCAUUUAAAGACCUGGAGGCCGCAUUCUUCAAAUUUCUCUCCAAACCGAGCACGGCACAGCGCAUGGGCCUAGUGCGGACGGCGCUUACCCCUUUCUUGCGCCGCUAUGCUCUUGACAGCUCCAACAAAGAUCUGAACUUGCUCUCGCCUGAGGAUGUCGAACGCCGCACCUCUAUCCUCAACCGGUGGUGGACAGCCUUGUUGGAAAUGCUGGACAGUCCAAGGCAGUGGGAUGGAGGCAACAACCGACAGACGGGCAACCAAACCCACUCACAAUCGAGUAGCGGUGCUGUGCACUUUCCUACGACAACUACGACUGUCACCAGCAGUAUCUACCCCCUGUCGGGUGUCGACCGGCCUGCGGUGUUGGAUGCCGUGUCUAUGAUAAUGCUGCGGCCGGAAUGGCGGCUGCUCACCACUGUCUUUCAGCCGCUGGCUGAUCGGCCGCCCAGCGAUCCCGUGCGUGCCCGUGCUAACACGGACGACAUGCCACCAACCGAGGAUGGGAGCUUCUUGGUCGAGGAGUCGGCGGAGCACAACAUCCGCACGACGUUUAUCAACAACCUGAUGGCACAGCUAGCGUUCGUCGUGGAGAGAAUGUCCAUGCGCCAAGUGCCACAUUCCAUUGUCAAUUUCAGCGGCCGGGCCUGUGCCUACGCCUUCUUCUUUGUGCCUGGCGUGGCCGAUAUACUGGUACGCCUUUGGGGGCUUGACAGACGUAUUGACCUUGUCCGGCGCUCUGCCGAUGCUUUCGGCCUACCACGCCGCAGCCGUGGCGAAAGUGAGGAUCUGAUCGCGCUGUUCCCGCCCUGUCUCGGGCCUCUCGGGUGGCAGUCUGUGAGUGCUAUCCACACAAGACUGCGCCGGCCACCUAAGAUGAACCUGCUGCUCUCAACGUCUGCUACCUGCAGCCGCAUCCCGUGGUUUGCGCCUCACUGGCUCGCACGCUGGCGUGGUGUCGAUACCGACCUGUUCUUCAUCUUCAGCAAGUACUACUACAUUCUUGCAGACGACUUCAUGCCCGCGGUGCUUCAUCUGCCGCUCGUCGAACAAGCCCGAGCCCCAGCCUAUGUCCUCCUGCACGCCCAGCUGCUCCACAUUCUCGACAACACCAUUCAUCGCCAGGCUGCAGUCGAGGCAGCUAUAAUGAUGGCCGCCCCGCCCCUAGUGGAUGGUGCAUCGGCUGGCUCGGCAUCCGGGACCGCCGAUGCAUUCGCCCCCCCCUUCCUCGUGCAACCCACACAUAAUCUGCUGCGGGAUAUGGGCGAGAAUCGAGUCAUAGCACUGCUAAAUGACCUGCUGAGCACGGGCGAGUCGCUGGCAGGCGCUCGCAACACAUAUUCGCAGUCUCUCAUGACGCUUCUCAAAGCUGCUGCCGGUCGUACUUCGCAGUAUGACCACAACGCAUGCUAUAUGCUGUGCGACUUUUUGCAAGAGAUUUUCCAGGUGUUCGACGGCUACUAUGGAUACAGCAAUGACGACGGCGGUGCCAUUACGCCACCGCCUGUCGACCUCGUCGACUGGGCGUUCUGGCAAGACGUGUGCAAGAUGAUGCUAAACUCGAACAACACGAUGUCAGAAAUCCGAGUGCUAUCCUUUCUUUAUACCGUUUGGGACAUCAUCACCACCGACGACGGGCGAAGGGAGGAGUUGUGCUUAGGAUGGCUGCUCACCGAGGAUGUGUUCAGCAAGUUUUUCAACAACUGGUCUCCCAUGGUUCGAGCGUAUUACAUGCGUCUGCUGUGUUGGCGCAUCUGCCGGGAUUCGGGGAGCUCGAAUGAGCUGGAUAUAAAAAUCUAUCUGCUUGUUUCUCAACGGCUGAAGACGGUUUGGUCACACUACUUGUGGCUCAAGCAAAAGGCCGAGAAGGAGGCGACGCUCCCACCAUCUACGGCGCCUGCGUUGCCACAACCGGGCAGACGUUUUAUGAUCGUUCGAACCGAGGUCAACGGCCCACAACUUGGCCUGAUGGUUAACGGCAGUCGUGGCCAAGGCCGCGGGAGCACGAGCGCGGCAGCUAUCGGAUUCGACACGUUAGCAAGUCCAUACAGCGGCUUCGACGGCAUAAUUGAGAUUCGUGACGGGACGUCGGGCUCGAGGCCGAAUUCGUCUGCGUCGGACGACAAGAAAGGCGACGGAAGCUCGACAAAGAAAAAGUGGUCUCUUCUGGGCAAAGUGCUGAACCUAGCAAGCGGAAGGUCAGAUACUACCGAGGAGCAGCCGGACAAACCACGGCGGGAACGGUCGUUUGCAGGAACGAUGUCUCUUCUUCCGCCGUCCAAAUCAGGGCGGCUUGGUUCUGCAUCGUCGGACUCAGGGUCGUCGACGGGGUCGGCACCGGUGUUCGACAGCGCGCAAUUUGUGUUCAAAUUUAUGCUACACAACAUCCCGUGGCAGGGCCAGAGUGGCGGGCCGAUGGGGUCUCCGGGGGCGGUAAUACUACCGCCGGUGUAUCGGGACCGAGUGCUUACGCGUCCUCGUCUUCCGGCACCGGCACAGGUCCGGGUCAGCUCUCGGCUCGCUCUUGCGGGCAGACUGUCUGGAAGCGUGCCGCCGGUUCCGGCUGGCUCGCCGCCCAUGACACGGCAGAUCUCUGAGGCUGUGACUGGCGGGCUCGUGAACGAAGCCAAGAAUGCCAAUCCGACAGCGUCGAUUCCAAGUGACGACAGCUCCAGCGGCGGGACUCGGCCGCGUGGCGACAGCUGGGUAUCGACGAGUUCUAGGGCGAGCUCGCCGGCGGCCAGCGGAGGUGAACUGGAUGCGUACUCGCGCAGCAACUCGCUGGAAGAGGAGUUUGACCGAGACCGGGAGCGGGAGCGGGCAGUGGUGCAGCCGGCGGAGCCGAUUGGAUGCACGACACUGCUGCGAGCCAAGUAUAGUGGGAAAGCUUUGGCGGAGUGGAGUCUUGUAGUGAACGAGUGCAACUCGUUUGUCGACCGACGGCGGGACGAAGGCGUGUCUGCGCUGAAGGACGUCGAGGUUCCUUGUCUCGGAAUUGAGGGGCUGCGGCGGCUGAAUUGA